AUUAGUUCAUUUUUUUUAAUUCCCUUUUAGCACUCAUAAUAAUAUACGCGGAGCUAGUUAAUGCAAAGCUAAACUUAACAAACACGCAGUAGGGUGCUUCAAAAAGCCAAGUAAAACACAGCUAAUCGAAAAGUAGAGCGAUCAGGCAAAGUUACAUUAACUGAUUUCGUUGAUCUACUGGGAAAGAAAUACAACAAUGUUAUAAGAGCAUGCGUUCAACGCAAACCGAAAGGCAUGUUUACUAAUAACAACACGUCGAAUGCGUACGAUGUACCAACGAAUUUUAUCAUUGCAGUCAUUGUAGCAAGUUGCACUAGUUUUCUUUUUGGAACUGUGGGAAACAUUGUAGUCCUUGUGCACAAUAUCUUCAAGAACCAUACCAAAACUCCGACGACGUACUUUGUCAUAAAUUUGGCCUUCGGUGACAUUUUCGUAUGUUGUUUCUUUUUUCCAACAUGGAUCGUAAAAUCUUUCUUGAUUCUCAGCGGGAAAAACGUUCGAAGUGGAAACUUGUGUUCACUGAGUGUUGCAUCUUCGGGAACUAGUGUUGCAUUGUCCGUUGCGAACCUUCUUGCCCUAUACGUUGAUCGUUACAUUUUUAUCAGUCGACCUCUAAAAUAUCAUCUCAUAAUGACUAGGCGAAAAGCUUACCUCAUACUCUUAUCAGUUUGGCUUCUAUGUGUUGUUAAUGCAGUACUAUUGUUCACUCUCAGUCGGACUGACAAAGACCUCAUUUACUGCAGAACGGAUUCUCGGUCAGUGCUUGCUGUCGAUUUAUGCACUUUCUAUAUUCUGGUAAUAACCUUGAUCUAUUUGAACCAUAAAAUAUUUAAAGUUGCUAGAAGGCAGAAUUGUAGAACUGCAAUCUAUCCUGCACAAGAAAACACAGAUAUUACAAGUCGGUCUUCUACUCGUUCAGCAUUGCAACAAUUGAAACUACUUAAGACGUUUUUCAUGAUGCUAGGGAUGUUUCUGUGUUGUUUUAUACCAUACGCUAUUGUGAAAACAAUGGAAAUGUUUGACUGCGGUAAACGUCACUGUGUUCCAGACGGAAUUUACGUUUCCUCAGUACUCCUUGUCGGAAUCAAUUCGGUGUGCAAUCCUUUUAUCUAUGUCAUCCGUUUGAAGGUGUGCAGAAAAGUUUGGCAAAAUCUUAUGUAUAAAAUGUGCAAUGACCACGCAUUUUGAC
Molecule: messenger RNA, 1189 nt
Organism: Xenia sp. Carnegie-2017
Lineage: Eukaryota; Metazoa; Cnidaria; Anthozoa; Malacalcyonacea; Xeniidae
Product: beta-2 adrenergic receptor-like
Exons: 1
Coding region: 235-1188 (317 amino acids)
Biological process (GO): G protein-coupled receptor signaling pathway
Cellular component (GO): membrane
Molecular function (GO): G protein-coupled receptor activity
Source: RefSeq, a predicted model, not a curated record